Molecule: messenger RNA, 1828 nt
Organism: Synchiropus splendidus (mandarinfish)
Lineage: Eukaryota; Metazoa; Chordata; Actinopteri; Syngnathiformes; Callionymidae
Gene: aldh9a1a.1
Product: aldehyde dehydrogenase 9 family, member A1a, tandem duplicate 1
Exons: 12
Coding region: 166-1683 (505 amino acids)
Molecular function (GO): aminobutyraldehyde dehydrogenase (NAD+) activity; 4-trimethylammoniobutyraldehyde dehydrogenase (NAD+) activity
Source: RefSeq, a predicted model, not a curated record
GUAUUUUUUUACGGAAGGAGGCGUGACGUGAUAAAGAGUGGGCAUGUGGAGGUGUGUCCUCACUAUUGUGACCCGUUCUUGGUCUGGGCUGGAUCUUUAGCAGUGACCAUCGAGCCAGCAGGACCGUGAACGUCACCGCGACACUGGUAUUAAAAAGACUCAAACAUGUCUCAGUCUAUCCUCGACACAAUGGCCGCAGCAUCGACGGGCACAGUGGUGGUCACCGACGCGCUGAACUUCUGGGGCGGAAAGCGAGUGAAGUCGAGUCACAACAAGAACGCCGAGCCUGUGUUCGAGCCUGCUACUGGUCGGGUUUUAUGUCAGAUGGUUCCAUGUGUUGAGGAGGAGGUGAACGAAGCCAUAGAGAGUGCCCACACUGCCUACUUGAAAUGGGGCAAGAUGGCAGGCUUGGAGCGGGCCAGAGUACUGCUGGAAGCAGCCCGGAUAAUUAGGGAAAGAAGGGACCAGAUUGCAAAGCUGGAGGUGAUCAACAAUGGAAAGUCCAUCACUGAGGCUUCAGCAGACAUUGAUUUUGCCUGGCAGUGCCUGGAGUACUAUGCAGGACUGGCUGGAACUCUUGCAGGCCAACAUAUCCAACUUCCCGGUGGUACAUUUGCGUACACCAGGAGGGAGCCACUUGGGGUGUGUGUGGGAAUCGGAGCCUGGAAUUAUCCCUUUGGUAUUGCAGCAUGGAAGUCUGCUCCAGCACUGGCUUGUGGUAACGCCAUGGUGUUUAAGCCCUCCCCAAUGACCCCGGUGACGGCGGUCCUGCUGGCUGAGAUCUACAAGGAGGCUGGGGCCCCCGAUGGGCUCUUUUGUGUGGUGCAAGGUGGCGCCGAGACUGGAUCCCUGCUAUGUUAUCACCCCAAGGUUGCCAAAGUUUCAUUCACUGGCAGCGUUCCAACUGGCAAAAAGGUGAUGGAAAUGUCUGCCAAGUCUGUGAAGCAGGUGACUCUGGAACUGGGUGGAAAGUCUCCCCUGAUCAUAUUUAAGGACUGUGAGCUGGAAAAUGCAGUGAAGGGAGCCCUCAUGGCCAACUUCCUCACACAGGGCCAGGUGUGCUGCAAUGGCACCAGGGUAUAUGUCGAGAGAGAGAUAAUGCCCAAGUUCCUGGAAGAAGUGGUGAAGAGGACUAAAGCCAUCCCUGUGGGAGACCCUCUUCUGGAGGGGACUAGAAUGGGUGCACUGAUCAGCAAACCCCAGCUGGAAAAAGUGCUGGGGUACGUGGAGCAAGCCAAGAAAGAGGGAGCCAAAGUUCUGUGUGGGGGACAGCCUUUGGUCCCAAGUGAUCCCAAACUGAAAGACGGCUACUUCAUGUCCCCCUGUGUGCUGGACAACUGCAGAGAUGACAUGACCUGUGUGAAGGAGGAGAUCUUUGGCCCAGUCAUGUCUGUGUUACCCUUUGACACAGAAGAAGAAGUUCUCCGCCGGGCCAAUGAUACAACUUACGGUUUGGCCUCUGGAGUUUUCACCAGGGACAUCGCAAGAGCUCAUCGUGUCGCUGCGGACCUGGAGGCAGGUACCUGCUACAUCAACAACUACAAUAUUGGUCCAGUGGAGCUCCCGUUUGGUGGCUACAAGAUGUCUGGUUUUGGUCGUGAGAAUGGCCAGGUGACAAUUGAAUACUUCUCCCAGCUGAAGACAGUUGUCGUGGAAAUGGGAGAUGUGGAGAGCCUCUUCUAAAGUGUUAUGGCCGCACCAUUUCAAUUUAAUUCUGAGUGCCUUUCUGCUAACAACAUGAGUCACAGCAAACUAACAAAUGCUAAACUGAAACCUCUAUGCAAAAUCUGUGAAGCUGCAGUUUCAAUCAAUAAAUAUAGCAAAUGUU